Molecule: messenger RNA, 2036 nt
Organism: Aspergillus heteromorphus CBS 117.55
Lineage: Eukaryota; Fungi; Ascomycota; Eurotiomycetes; Eurotiales; Aspergillaceae
Exons: 3
Coding region: 174-1670 (498 amino acids)
Biological process (GO): transcription elongation by RNA polymerase II
Cellular component (GO): Cdc73/Paf1 complex
Molecular function (GO): RNA polymerase II complex binding; chromatin binding
Source: RefSeq, a predicted model, not a curated record
UUGGAACCUCGUCUCUUUCAGCUCUUCAGCCCGUCGAUUCUAGCAGUGAAGGCUCGGACGGGGGCUUGGUGCCAGACUCCGAGAUCCCACCCUUUUCUCUUCCCGAUCCUUUGCACCCUUCACCCCCCGACGGCUCCCCAAUAACCUUGCAGCUGUCGUUGGCCAAACCCGACAUGUCGAAAUCCAAGGAUAGCAGCUCCUCCGGGGGCUUUCAUCAGGAAUAUAUCGCGUCGCUGCGCUAUCGCAAUGACCUGCCGCCUCCGGACAUGCCCACCAAGUUCCUCGAUAUCCCGCACGAGGGCUUGCACCGUUUUCUCACCCCGGGCUUCACGUCUAACCUGGCUCGUCGCGAGGAACCCAAUAUCGAUGUCGAUGCCGAGGGUGGUAUGCCAAUUGACCUGGUCGGAAUCCCGGGGCUUCACCUGGGCGAUGAAAGUGCCAUCAUGGCUCCUGAGAAUCCAGGACCACUUGACCCCGCUGACCUGGCGCUUCUGAUGACCCCGGAGCAGCUGAGAAACCCGGCGCCCAAGAAUGUCAACGUCAGUUUCCUCCGUCGUACGCAGUACAUCUCCGCCGGUCUUCGCGCGCCCGAUAGCCCCAACGUUCCUACACCAAUCCGAUCGAAGCGUGCCCUCGAGAAGGUCAAGUCGCAGGAUGAUCCCACGUACGUCAAGAAAUACAUCCAGAAGGGAUUCGAUAUCGCGUAUCCGAGCAGCAGACAUUCUGGCGAAGACACGGCCAGCAAGAUCAAGGGCCACACUUCUACGAAGCUUGAACACGACGCGUGGGCCCAUCCGGUGCACCCCGACAACCCCAAGUUGAAGCCUGUCGGAUACUAUCCGCUUCUUCCCGAUCUGCGCGGUUUCCCCGAUCCUGGUGGUUUCGUCCAAUUCAAGUUCGACAAAGCGCCCGUGUCGGAUGUGUCUGGGAGAAGGGACAAGCGCAUGGACGUUGCGGUUCUGCUCCCGUCCGCGCCGGAGGAGCGCAUCUGUCAGGAGCAUGCAACCAAGGUGGCCUUGCAUAAGGCGCACCCUGACUUGUACCCUGAUCCCGGCCCGAUUCCUUGGGACUACGAUCUCUUCCUGCCCGAGAGGAAGGACGCGGCCAGGAAUGUCACCGCGAGCCUGCGCAUGUCCAACCCUGAUCGCGAGAACGAAGAGCUGUACACCCACGAAGGGGCUGACGGCGCCAAGUUCCACCGUUACGAUCGUCUCCGCACAUAUGCCACCAGCGCGCAGACUCUGGGCAAUGAUCAGAAGCAAAGAGAUGUGGCACUGACGCUCUUCGAUCCGUCAGAGCUCAGAGAAGGACAGCGAGGUGACUUGGACUCGAAGCAGAAGGCGGCCUACUACUAUCCCAUCCUCGGCAAGACGCGUCUGAAGCCCGAGCGUGCCCGCACCAUCGCACAGGCCGGUCUGGCCCCAACACUCGGGAAGACCAAGGAGGAACAGGUCGAUCAGAUCCAGGUGGUGGUCCGCGACCCUGACGAGGCGGAAGUGUACAAGCGGUCGCUGCACCGAGCGGCCAUUGACCCGAAGUUCGCCGAGACCCUGCCCCCUCCGCCGGAGGACCAUGAAGCCGAGGCCAAGGAGGACGAGGGAGAUGAAGGCUCUGACCGCCAACCGUCGCCCCACGAUGCCGACGAUGCCGACGAUAUGAGCGACGAGUGAUCGCCGUCGUCUGGCACCGCAUUGGAGCGCCCCCGCGGACAGCUCCUUCUGUCUUCCACACUGUACUUCUUCCUGUGCAUUACACCCUUACAUACCCUUUCAUAUCUUCAUUAUGCGGAUCUUCUUUGGACUUGUUCCUUGCAUUGCUGCCCCAGACACGGAGCCGAGCUGCUACCGCGACCGGUCUGGAAGCUGAUAUGGAGUCAAGGCGGCAAAGCAAAAGGCGUUGAGUGGCAUGAUGACUUGGAGUUACGUAGCGAAUUUCGUGUUUUUCUCUGAAUGGGCCGUUGCAGGAUGCGGGUGCGCAUCGGCAGCUGCUACUGGCGACUCAUGUACAUCCGUAAAUACUAGGUAGUUCAAUUCCAU